Blastomyces dermatitidis ER-3 is the source of this 1005-nucleotide messenger RNA. Its product is annotated as kelch repeat-containing protein. Gene Ontology annotation, molecular function: protein binding. Gene Ontology annotation, biological process: negative regulation of cytokinin-activated signaling pathway; regulation of phenylpropanoid metabolic process. NCBI's taxonomy places the organism in Eukaryota, Fungi, Ascomycota, Eurotiomycetes, Onygenales, Ajellomycetaceae. The transcript has a single exon. The record is from RefSeq and is a predicted model, not a curated record. The coding region runs from base 1 to 1005 and encodes 334 amino acids.
AUGCAUCCCCUGGCCGUACUUUUACUCAUACUCCUUCCGCUCCCCACGCAUGCCACAACUUGGCGUCCCCUUACCUCCCUCCCUUUCGCAAUAGGCUCACACUCCACCGUCCUCCUCUCCCCUACCCAACUAAUCACCGUCGGCGGCGGUCUAGCCGGCGAGGCCACCACCGACGCUGUCCUCCUCUACGAUAUCCCAAGCAAUACCUGGUCACCCCGCUCCCCCAUCCCCAUCCCCCUCAACCACCCGAACGCCGCCAGCAUCAACGGCAAAAUCUACCUCCUGGGCGGCGUGCUCGGCGCCCCAAUCCAGGGCCGCAGUACCGUGGCAGACUGCUGGGUCUAUGACCCGCACCAGGACAAGUGGACGGCCGUGGCGCCCAUGCCACAGGCGGAGGCGAGGGGCAGCGCCGCUGUCGGCGUCCACCGCGAUAGCGGCGUUAUAUACCUGGCCGGCGGCGUACGGGGAGGCGAGCAGGGGGCACUCGAUAUCGUCUCUGCAUAUGAUACGGUGCAGGGGAAGUGGAUAAGUCUUCCUCCGCGUGCGCGGCGGAUGCCUGCGCCGCGUGAUCAUGCGGGCGGGGUUACGGUGGGGAGCAAGUUGUAUGUCGUUGGCGGGCGGGAUGCGAGGGUGCUGAAGGAUACGGUGUUUGUGCUUGAUAUGGAUGAUGUGGAGCGGGGGUGGAUGGAGGCGGAAAGGGCGCGGAUGCCGACUGCGAGGGCCGGGCUAGCGGCGGCGGUGUUGGGGAAGCGGAUCUAUACGUUUGGUGGGGAGGGGAAUGAGGAGGUGGCAUCGGGCGUUUUUAACCAGACGGAGGUGUUUGAUGUUGAGAAGCGGGUGUGGGAGAGAUUAGGGCCCAUGGCGGAGCCGCGACAUGGGAUUUCCGCGGUGGGAGUCGAGGGGAACUGUCAUGGGCAUGGAGGAGGGGUGAUAUAUAUACCGGGUGGUAGUGUUGAGGAGGGCGCACGUUCGACAAGCUAUUUUGAUGCUUUUUAUCCUCGGUAG